Messenger RNA from Heterocephalus glaber (naked mole-rat), 6942 nucleotides. RefSeq names its product mitogen-activated protein kinase kinase kinase 1 (gene Map3k1). NCBI's taxonomy places the organism in Eukaryota, Metazoa, Chordata, Mammalia, Rodentia, Bathyergidae. Gene Ontology annotation, molecular function: ATP binding; zinc ion binding; protein kinase activity. The record is from RefSeq and is a predicted model, not a curated record. Gene Ontology annotation, biological process: protein phosphorylation.
AUGGCGGCGGCGGCGGGGAAUCGCGCCUCGUCGUCGGGAUUCCCGGGCGCUGGGACGGCGAGCCCCGAGGCGGGCGGCGGCGGAGGGGCCCUCAAGGCGAGCAGCGCGCCCGCCGUAGCCGCGGGGUUGCUGCGAGAGACGGUCAGCGGGGGCCGCGAGCGGGCAGACUGGAGGCGGCGGCAGCUGCGCAAAGUGCGGAGUGUGGAGCUGGACCAGCUGCCCGAGCCGCCGCUCUUCCUCGCUGCCUCGCCGCAGUCCUCCUCCACUUCGCCGUCGCCGGAGCCUGUGGACGCGGGCGGGAGCAGUCUGCAGUCCGUGGUGGUGCCGCCGCCCCACGGAGCCGCGAGCCGCGCCGGCGGCGUCCAUCCUGCCGAGCCGGCGGCCGCGCAGGACAGCGGCGCCCCGAGCCCCGCGGGGGCUGAGCCCGGGGAGACGCGGGUGCCCGCUGCCGAGCCGCCUCCAGCAGCGGCCCCCGCCGGGCGUGAGAUGGACAAUAAAGAAACUCUGAAAGGGUUGCACAAGAUGGACGAUCGCCCAGAAGAGCGAAUGAUCAGGGAGAAACUAAAGGCAAUGUGUAUGCCGGCCUGGAAGCAUGAGUGGUUGGAAAGGAGAAACCGGAGAGGCCCUGUGGUGGUAAAGCCAAUCCCUAUUAAAGGAGAUGGCUCUGAAAUGAGUAACUUGGCAGCUGAGUCUCAAGGAGACGGCCAAGCAAGCACUGCUUGUUCAGCCCCAAAGGGCCGGCGCAGCCCAUCACCUGGUAGCUCCCCAUCAAGUCGCACAGUGAAGUCAGAAUCUCCAGGAGUAAGGAGAAAGAGAGUUUCCCCCGUGCCCUUUCAGAGUGGCAGAAUCACACCACCCCGGAGAGCCCCUUCACCAGAUGGCUUCUCACCAUACAGCCCUGAGGAAACGAACCGUCGUGUGAACAAAGUGAUGCGGGCACGGCUGUACUUACUGCAGCAAAUAGGACCCAACUCUUUCCUGAUUGGAGGCGACAGCCCAGACAAUAAAUACCGGGUGUUUAUAGGGCCACAGAACUGCAGCUGUGGCCGUGGAACAUUUUGUAUUCAUCUGUUAUUUGUUAUGCUUCGGGUGUUUCAACUAGAACCCUCAGACCCAAUGUUAUGGAGAAAAACUUUAAAGAAUUUUGAGGUUGAGAGUUUGUUCCAGAAAUACCACAGUAGGCGCAGCUCAAGAAUCAAAGCUCCAUCUCGUAGCACCAUCCAGAAGUUUGUUUCGCGCAUGUCAAACCCUCAUACAUUGUCAUCAUCUAGUACUUCUACAUCCAGUUCAGAAAACAGCAUAAAAGAUGAAGAGGAACAAAUGUGUCCUAUAUGCUUACUGGGCAUGCUUGAUGAAGAAAGUCUUACAGUGUGUGAAGAUGGCUGCAGGAACAAGCUGCACCACCACUGCAUGUCCAUCUGGGCAGAAGAAUGUAGAAGAAAUAGAGAACCUUUAAUAUGUCCUCUUUGUAGGUCUAAGUGGAGAUCCCAUGAUUUCUACAGCCAUGAGUUGUCAAGCCCUGUAGAUUCCCCGUCUUCCCUGCGAGCUACACAGCAGCAAACCACACAGCAGCAGCCUCUGGCUGGAUCACAGAGAAGGAAUCAGGAGAGCAGCUUUAACCUUACUCAUUAUGGAACUCAGCAGAUCCCUCCUGCAUAUAAAGAUUUAGCUGAGCCAUGGAUUCAAGUAUUUGGAAUGGAACUCGUUGGCUGCUUAUUUUCUAGAAACUGGAAUGUAAGAGAGAUGGCCCUCAGGCGUCUUUCCCAUGAUGUUAGUGGGGCCCUGCUGUUGGCAAAUGGGGAGAGCACUGGAAAUUCUGGGGGCAGUGGUGCAAGCAGCCCAAGUGCUGGAGCCACCAGUGGGUCCUCCCAGACCAGCAUCUCAGGAGACGUGGUGGAGGCGUGCUGCAGUGUCUUGUCCAUGGUCUGUGCUGACCCUGUCUACAAAGUGUACGUUGCUGCUUUAAAAACAUUGAGAGCCAUGCUGGUAUAUACUCCUUGCCACAGUUUAGCAGAAAGAAUCAAACUUCAGAGACUUCUCCGGCCAGUUGUAGACACCAUCCUAGUCAAGUGUGCAGAUGCCAAUAGCCGCACAAGUCAGCUGUCCAUAUCAACACUGUUGGAAUUGUGCAAAGGCCAAGCAGGAGAGUUGGCAGUUGGUAGAGAAAUUCUUAAAGCUGGAUCCAUUGGUAUUGGUGGUGUUGAUUAUGUCUUAAAUUGUAUUCUUGGAAAUCAAAUUGAGCCAAACAACUGGCAAGAACUCCUGGGUCGCCUUUGUCUAAUGGAUAGACUAUUGUUGGAAUUUCCUGCUGAAUUUUAUCCUCAUAUUGUCAGUACUGAUGUUUCACAAGCUGAGCCUGUUGAAAUCAGGUAUAAAAAGCUGCUGUCCCUCUUAACCUUUGCUUUGCAGUCCAUUGAUAAUUCCCACUCAAUGGUUGGUAAACUCUCUCGAAGGAUAUAUUUGAGUUCUGCGAGAAUGGUGACUGCAGUACCCCAUGUGUUUUCAAAACUGUUAGAAAUGCUGAGUGUUUCCAGUUCUACUCACUUUACUAGGAUGCGUCGUCGUCUGAUGGCUAUUGCCGAUGAAGUGGAAAUCGCUGAGGCCAUCCAGCUGGGCAUGGAAGAUACUUUGGAUGGUCAACAAGACAGUUUUUUGCAGGCAUCUGCCCAUAAUAGCUAUCCAGAAGCCACAGAGAACAGUUCCCUGGAGCACACAGUCCAUUUAGAAAAAACUGGAAAAGGAUUAUGUGCUACAAAAAUGAAUGACAGUUCAGAGGACAUUUCUGACAGACUGGCCAGCAUUUCAGUUGGACUUCCUACUUCAGCAACAACAGAGCAACCAAAGCCAAUGGUUCAAACAAAAGGCAGACCCCACAGUCAGUGUUUGAACUCUCUUUUGUCUCAUCAUUCCCAACAAACAUUUGCAGCCUUGUCAACCCCAUCUUCAUCUGCUCCAUCUGUACCAGCUGGCUCUGUAACAGAUGUCUCCAAGCAUAGACCUCAGGGGUUCAUUCCCUGCAAAAUAUCUUCUGCUUCUCCUCAAACCCAGCGCAAGUUUUCUCUACAAUUCCAGAGAAACUGUUCUGAAAACAAAGACUCAGAUAAACUUUCCCCUAUCUUCACUCAGUCAAGACCCUUGCCCUCCAGCAACAUACAUAGGCCAAAGCCAUCUCGACCUACCCCAGGUAAUACAAGUAAACAGGGAGAUGCCUUAAAAAAUAGCAUGACACUUGAUCUGAACAGUACUUCCAAAUGUGAUGGCAGCUUUGGCAGUAGCAGCAGCAAUAGUAAUGCAGUUAUACCCAGUGACGAGACAGUGUUCACCCCAGUAGAGGAAAAAUGCAGAUUAGAUGUCAAUACAGAGCUCAACUCCAGUAUCGAGGACCUUCUUGAAGCAUCUAUGCCUUCAAGUGACACAACAGUCACUUUUAAGUCAGAAGUUGCUGUUCUCUCUCCUGAGAAGGCUGAAAAUGAUGAAACCUACAAAGAUGAUGUGAAUCAUAAUCAGAAGUGCAAAGAAAAGAUGGAAGCUGAAGAAGAAGAAGCUUUAGCAAUUGCCAUGGCAAUGUCAGCAUCUCAAGAUGCCCUCCCCAUAGUUCCUCAAUUACAGGUUGAAAAUGGAGAAGAUAUCAUUAUUAUCCAACAAGAUACACCAGAGACUCUACCAGGACAUACCAAAGCAAAACAACCUUAUAGAGAAGACACUGAAUGGCUGAAAGGCCAACAGAUAGGCCUGGGGGCAUUUUCUUCUUGUUAUCAAGCACAGGAUGUGGGAACCGGAACGUUAAUGGCUGUUAAACAGGUGACAUAUGUCAGAAACACAUCUUCUGAGCAAGAAGAGGUAGUGGAGGCAUUAAGAGAAGAGAUAAGAAUGAUGAGCCAUCUAAACCAUCCAAACAUCAUUAGGAUGUUGGGAGCCACAUGUGAGAAGAGUAAUUACAAUCUCUUCAUUGAAUGGAUGGCAGGAGGAUCUGUGGCUCAUCUGCUGAGUAAAUAUGGAGCCUUCAAGGAAUCAGUAGUUAUUAACUACACUGAACAGUUACUACGUGGCCUUUCGUAUCUUCAUGAAAACCAGAUCAUUCACAGAGAUGUCAAAGGUGCCAAUUUGCUAAUUGACAGCACAGGUCAGAGGCUGAGAAUUGCAGAUUUUGGAGCUGCAGCCAGGUUGGCGUCAAAAGGAACUGGUGCAGGAGAGUUUCAGGGACAGUUAUUGGGAACAAUUGCGUUUAUGGCACCAGAGGUACUAAGAGGUCAGCAGUAUGGUAGGAGCUGUGAUGUAUGGAGUGUUGGCUGUGCUAUUAUAGAAAUGGCUUGUGCAAAACCACCUUGGAAUGCAGAAAAACACUCCAACCAUCUUGCUUUGAUAUUUAAGAUUGCUAGUGCAACUACUGCUCCAUCGAUCCCUUCACAUCUGUCUCCUGGUUUACGUGAUGUGGCUCUUCGUUGUUUAGAACUUCAACCUCAGGACAGACCUCCAUCAAGAGAGCUACUGAAGCAUCCAGUCUUCCGUACUACAUGGUAGCCAAUUAUAAAAUAAACUAUAAUAGAGACUGGAUGCUCAACAAGGAAAAAAAAACUUGUGGGGAACCACAUUGAUAAUCUGCUGGCCAUCAUGCCACUGAACAGCUAUGAUAAGGCCAGUGGGGAACCCUUACCUAAGUAUGUGAUUGACAAAUCAUGAUCUGUACCUAAGCUCAAUAUGCAAAAGUCUACAACUUGUGCAGAAAAUGUAAACUGUGCCUUUCAAAGAACUGGCCCUAGGUAAACAGGAAAGCAAUGAAGUUUGCAUGACUAAAUAACAGAAGCAUAAUAUUUUUGGAGCACUUUUUCAGCAAUAUUAGCAGCUGAGGGGCUCAGGAUCUGUUUUAAUGUUUCAAUUAUUCUAUUUUUUUUCGUGAUCACAAGCAGGGGGUUCUGUAAUUCCGUUCAGUUUUUUGGUCACUGGCUAUAAAAAUCAGUAUCUGCCUCUUUUAGGUCAAAGUAUGCUAUGAGUAGCAGUAAAUACAUAUAUUUUUUAAAGGUGAUGACUUCAUGAUCCACCGUUGACCUUUAUUUUUUUAAUGCCUGGCAGUUGUGAUUCAUUGUGCAUUUUACUGUUGGCCCAUUCAUUUCGUUUCUGGAAAUUAUGGUUCUGUAUUUUCAUUUCACCUCCACUUUUGUUUAAUAUUCAGGGAAAGGUGGUCUUUUCAAACUAGAAAAAAAUAGAAGUAGGUGUGAACUAGACUUUAUUAAAUAUCUUGCUACUGCAAGAGUUUUUAAAUACAGAUUUCAUUUUUUAAAAGUUGGAAUAUAAUAAAGUACUGCCUACAUUGAAUGAGUCACUGCUCUUGCUGGGCAGAUUAAAUAUGAAUUAGCAAAAUCAACUGUCUUUUGUGAUACAGCUCACAACCAAGUGGAAGAUUACCUUGAAACUUAUUUGAAUUUUGUUAAUAUGUCAGUUUCUUUGCUAAACUGUAGGAAACUUCACACCAUUUAAGUCUUACUGUAUAUGUAACAGCCCAUCACUCACCAUUACCAUUGAGUAUAACAAGUAACUAUUUUCCUUCUACCAUGCAUCAUCUUUUUUUACACUAUACCUGCCUGAUAGAUAAUUAAAGAAAAGUUAAUAUAUUCAAGUACCAAUCAGUAAUGUUUUUAACAAUAAAUUUGCUUUGAACUUAGAAAAUAUGUUCAGAAAAAAAAUGAAAUUGAGUUUCAUUUACAUAUCAGUUCUUUGGGUGUUGCACAAUUAUUUAAAUGGUUUUAGUCUGGAGAUGAAUUCAGAUGCAUGGAAUCCUGGAGGAAAAUUGUAGCUCUUUUAUCCUUUCUGUGUGUGUGAGUCUUUUAAAUCAAGUACUGAUUAUUAAAUAUAUCUUUGAGAUGUUAAGUUUUAACUCUUCAGACGCCAGUGUGAAAUAGAAUUGGCUAUUCUCAAAGACUCAGGAUAAACUAAAUAAGCUAUAUAGAGUACAUUUAAAAUGUACAACACAAUUUGGAAGUAAAAUAAGUUACAAGAGAAGUUUACAUGAUAUAUUGCAUAUAAUUUUUAAAAAGCAGUUUUUUAUGUGAUUGUGUUUCUUAGUGAAAUUUUACAUUCCUUUUUUUGGAAGAUUGGCAAUAUUCGAAGAGUUAAAAGUAGUACAGAAAUGUGAAGUUUGGUAGUUCUAAAUGUGUUGUAUUUGACUUUUUUUUUGACAAGUUAGAAUUUUCACAGUUCUAAUAAGAUUACUUCCAAGUCUCUCAUGUACAAGCUUUAAAGGACACACUCUUGCCAUUUUAUGUACUGGAAAAUCAUUGGUCAGAUUAACAUGGCGUCUGACAGAAAUCUAAACUGUAUAAACUGAGGAACCUCAGCUAAUCAGUAUUACUUUGUAGAUCACCAUGCCCACCACAUUUCAAACUCAAACUGUCUCUAGAUGUCAAAAUCCAUUGUGUUUGAGUUUGUUUGCAGUUCCCUCAGCUUGCUGGUAAUUGUGGUGUUUUGUUUUUUGUUUUGUUUUCAAUGCAAAUGUGAUGUAAUAUUCUUAUUUUCUUUGGAUCAAAGCUGGACUGAAAAUUGUAUUGUGUAAUUAUUUUUGUGUUCUUAAUGUUAUUUGGUACUCGAGUUGUAAAUAACGUCUACUGCUGUUUAUUCCAGUUUCUACUACCUCAGGUGUCCUAUAGAUUUUUCUUCUACCAAAGUUCACUUUCACAAUGAAAUUAUAUUUGCUGUGUGACUAUGAUUCCUAAGACUUCCAGGGCUUAAGGGCUAACUUCUAGUAGCACCUUACUGUGUAAGCAAAUGUUAAAAAAAGAAAAAAAAUCUCCGGGUUAAGAAAAUUUGGCUUAAAUGUAUCCUUUGUUAUUUUAAAUAUAUUGAGAUAUUUUAAUUAAAAUUUUUACCCCAUUGAACCAAUUUUAUAGUAUUUGUACCUAUUUUGGUGUUUUGUCUUUAUAGUAAAUAAAAGUUUUUGAACAAAUUUAA